AUGCGAAUCUCAAGAAAGGCCAUAUCACAUUUUGUAGUGGGAUUGUUGAAUAAACAAACCUAUCGACGAAAUUACAUCGAGGAAGCAAGAGAGUCCUCGAAACAACUUUUCUUCGUAUAUAUACUAAACCUUACCGCGUUGGAUGACAAAGCGUACCGGCUUGCCUAUGGGACAAGCGGUCAGCAGGUGGUGCAGCUGGCUAUGAGUGAAAUCGGUAACCCUGAAGGCGCCCACUUCGAGGAGGCGGUCGCUAGUUUGCAGAUGCACGAUCCUCUGGCCCGCAGGCGUAUAGCUGGUCGCGGUGGGUCCCACCUGAUAUGA
Molecule: messenger RNA, 321 nt
Organism: Protopolystoma xenopodis
Lineage: Eukaryota; Metazoa; Platyhelminthes; Monogenea; Polystomatidea; Polystomatidae
Source: the annotation of a GenBank genome assembly